Molecule: messenger RNA, 2968 nt
Organism: Durusdinium trenchii
Lineage: Eukaryota; Dinophyceae; Suessiales; Symbiodiniaceae
Source: the annotation of a GenBank genome assembly
UGUGAAAGCAGCCAAGUUACGUCGGCAGCGCGCCAUAUUGCCCGCAUCGGCGCCCGAUGGCGUCCUGCCAUGCGUCACUGGAGACCCCUGACUGUCAGGGGCCAGUGGGCGCUCUGGUGCCAUUCAGUUCGACAUGCAGGAAGCAUUCAAUCUGCUGGGCUGUGGGAGCUCUUGGAGUAUAACGCCCACUACUUCAACCCUCAUCGAAUGGCAUCACUUCUAGCACAAGUGCUGGAUCAACCCCGUCGGGAAGCACGAGGAGAUCCUCGACUCCAAGCCUAUUUGCAGAAGGCCAUCACGCAGUGCCAUUUGUACGAGAACUUGAGGGACUUGACCGCGAAGGACAUUGCUGAGGCUGUUGCUCUUUGCCGAGAGGUGAAGCAUCCUGCGGCGGAGGAUUUGUCCGACGUGUUGGUGGAGACCGUGUCCUUGCAGAUGCCUAGGCUUGAGGCAACCCGUGUCUCACACUUCGUGACAUGCUUUCGAAAGAGGCAGAUCGAGGACGCGCGCUUUUGGAAGUCGGCCGCCAAGGCCGUGGUGGCCGCGAAGCAGCCCAUGACACCGCAGGAGGUGCUCUCCUUGUUGGAUGCCUUCCGGAAGGUUGGCCUUCGCUCACCUCGGCUCUUUCAGGCCUUGGCCCGUCGAGUCUUUGAAGUCCUGGAUGAACUGGAAGCUCGGAACAUCCCACCCAUGGUCGCAACCUUUUGCCGGGUGCCCAUAAAGGAGGAGGAGCGCGAGGAGGUGGUCCACGCGCUGGUGACCCGGUGGCUGGUGAUGUUGGACUACAAGGCCGGCAUCACCGUGCAACAAAUCCUGAGCUUGGCAGUGUCACUUCAGUUGUCGCCCCACCUCAUCAACACUGCAGUCUUCACCAAAGAGGUCUUGAAUUACAUGGCCAAUCGCUUCCAUCUUCUCCAAGCCGAUGAGGCCAUUGUCUUCGUUUGGGCCUUGCAACGUUUGGUCGUGCCCGGCAGCUCCACGGCCAUGCUUGCGCGGGGGCUUCAUCAGGUGCAACGACUCUGGCGUCUUUUGUCCGCCUCCAAUGAGCUGAGCCUGCAACGUCUGAUGCAGCUCUCAGAAGUCUUGGCUUGCGUCAAGGAGGAGGCGAAGGGAUCUUACUGGACCAAGGAGUUGGAGGAGUUGCAUGACUUGGCCAUUGAGGACCUGGCAGAAUCGGUGCAAUAUGCUCAGUCCGACAGCUUGGCGCAGAUCUUGGAGACUUGGAAAGGCUCGGAGGCCUUCUGGCGCAAGCACGAGCACUUGGCGGAGGCCGUGGCCAAGCGAAUGGAGGAGCUGCUGCUGGAACGACCGGAGGCCACAGAGAUCAUUGCCAUUUUCCAGGCUGCGCUCAGCGCGCCGGGUUUGGCGAAAUGUUUGCCAUCAAGCGCGGUCGAGGUGCUGUCCUCAGCUUUGCUUGGGCGUGGGCCAGAGGAGUUUGAGCGAGUUCAAGCGGUGUUGGCCGGAAGCCCGUGGGAGAUUUUGUGCCAAGGCGGCGGCGGCAGCGCCCCGUCCACAAGGGCGGCGCCAGCGGCGCCGGACACGGUGGAAGAGGCAGAGGCACAUCCGGAGUUCCGGACUUUGAUCGAUUCAUGGAGAAGUCCCAGGACCGACCUGGAGCUUGCAGAGUUCCUCCGACAGGCCUGCAGCGUCUCCUCCAGCGCCUCUCAGGCGCUCGAGGCGCUCGAGGCAGCGGCGCCCUUCGCCGAGCGCUUGGCACAGGACGCCACGAAGGAGGUCUUGCAGCAUUUGGAGCAGCUUUGCCACAAGAUUGCAGAGGGUGUGGAUGACUUGCCGGCUCAUGGCAUUGUCUCGGCAUUGCGAGCUUGUGCAGAAGCAGGGCUCCCGUACGCUCCACUGUGCUCCGUUGCGUUAGCUUCACUGGGAGCUGACUUGAGAGCAGCUCAGUCUGUGGAGGUGCUGGAGUCCUGUGCUGCGCUUCGGCUUGAGAUCCCUCAGUUGCGGCCUUGGCUGUCGUUGCUGUUGGAGAAGGGCUUGGAGCGUCAGCUCUCGGCGGGCGGCUUGGCACGCUUGCUGGCGGCUGCCGGGCGAUUGGGGCUGCUGGAGGCCCAUGAGACUGCUGAGAUCCUUCACAGGAUCGUCACCGUUGCCUCACCGCUUCGGCCGCUGGCCGCAGAGGCAUUGGCUGCACUCAGCCUGGGCCUGGCGCUCCUGCGCUGGCAACCCAGUGAUGGGCGGGCCGCUGACUUCUGGCAGGUGGCCUGCUGGAUAGGUCAGCUGGACCGCAGCCACGUGCAGCCCGGACACAUCUUCGCCUUGAGAAGCUUUGCGUUGUGGCUCCUGGUGUCACCCGAAAACCGUGUGGCGGUGAAUGAGCUGAGACCCGACUUGCAGAGAGCCAUCGCCAAGUUGGUCCGCGAGAAUUCGACUCAGCAUCGGCCUGUCUCAGACACCACACUGAAGUUCCGGCACGAGGCGGCAGAAGUCUUGAGAAGAGCCAACCAGCCCUAUGAUCUGGACAUCAGUCUGGGCUUGGGCUUUGUGGAUUUGGCACUCCCCGGGGCUGACGGUGUUUUCUGGCUGCUGGACGGACCAGAGGCUUUCCGUCGACCCUUCCGCACUGAUGCUGGUAGACCACAGCUCCACCUCGUUCCGAUGGAAGAUUUCCGCUCAGAACUCUUUUUGGCGGUGCUGAAACCAGGUGCUGUGACAGAGAUGGAUGCUGUGUUGGACACAUGGGAAGGAGAGGCGAAGACCAGGACAGCCCUUGGUGUACCAGGAUACCUUGCUAGGAAGUUCCCAUGGUUGGAGGCCAGUGAGGUGCGGCUUGCCCGGUUGGAUUGGUUGGACUGGGAGCGCUUGCCUCCACAAGCUCGGCUGUCCGCCUUGACCAAGCCGCAGCCGCGGAUCCUCCAAGAAAAGGGGCGUUGAAGAAGAGGGGUCGGGUCGAAGCUGGGGGUCCAGGCGGAAAGAUGUGUGUGUGAGAAACCUUUUGGAAUCACAAGGUGCC